Myotis daubentonii (Daubenton's bat) is the source of this 1591-nucleotide messenger RNA. RefSeq names its product sirtuin 3 (gene SIRT3). The record is from RefSeq and is a predicted model, not a curated record. The coding region runs from base 418 to 1191 and encodes 257 amino acids. The transcript has 7 exons. Gene Ontology annotation, cellular component: nucleus. Gene Ontology annotation, molecular function: histone deacetylase activity, NAD-dependent; NAD+ binding. Lineage: Eukaryota; Metazoa; Chordata; Mammalia; Chiroptera; Vespertilionidae.
CGCGGGGCGGGCAGGGGCAGACGGGUGCCUCGGGGCGGCCGUGGUGGCCGGUGGCCGGAUGAAGGCCCGCAGGGGGUUCAGUGCCCUGCGAGGCGAGGCGACCCUCGGGCUCCCCGCGCGUGGUGGGCGGGGCGGCAGCAGAACCUGAACUGUCCGGAGCGUUCCCGGCUCAGUUCUCGUUUCUUCUCGCGGUUCCCGGGGUGGCCGGCGACACCCACGUGCCGGUUGUGGACAUCGCGCCCUUAGUCUGGUCUGUACCUGCCCUUCGCUUAACGUUUUGCAGGUGGAAGGCCGCCCACGUGUCUUUCUGCCGGUGUCGCCGGUGUCUUUGGAAACGGAGGCGACAGGACGCAGGAGCUCUUCUUGCAGGACGUGGCCGAGCUGAUCCGAGCCAAGGCCUGCCAGAGGGUGGUGGUCAUGGUGGGGGCUGGCAUCAGCACGCCCAGCGGCAUCCCGGACUUCAGGUCUCCAGGGACCGGCUUCUACAGCAGCUUCCAGCACUGCGACGUCCCGUACCCGGAGGCCAUUUUUGAACUCACCUUCUUCCUCCACAACCCCAGGCCCUUCUUCUCGUGGGCCAAGAAGAUGUACCCGGGGAGCUACAGGCCCAACGUGAUCCACUACUUCCUGCGGCUGCUCCAGGACAAGGGGCUGCUCCUGCGGCUCUACACACAGAACAUCGACGGGCUGGAGCGAGCGGCCGGCAUCCCUGACUCCAGGCUGGUCGAAGCGCACGGCUCCUUCGCCUCGGCCACCUGCACCGUCUGCGGCAGAGCCGCCCAGGCGGAGGGCUUCUGGGCCGAGGUGAUGGGGGACAGGGUCCCCCGCUGCGCAGUCUGCACCGGUGUCGUGAAGCCCGACAUCGUGUUCUUUGGGGAGGCGCUGCCCCAGAGGUUCCUGCUGCACGUGGUGGAUUUCCCCGCCGCAGACCUGCUGCUCAUCCUGGGCACCUCCCUGCAGGUGGAGCCUUUUGCCAGCCUGUCGGAGGCCGUGCGCAGCUCGGUGCCCCGCGUGUUCAUGAACCAGGAGGCGGCGGGGUCCCUGGCCUGGCGCCCUCGCAGCAGGGACGUGCUGCAGCUGGGGGAGCUGGUGGACAGCGUGGACAAGCUGGUGGAGCUGCUGGGCUGGACGGAGGAGCUGAAGGACCUCGUCCAGCGGGAGACGGGGCAGCUCAGCGGCCGGGACAGAUAGGGCGCCGUCCCCUAGCAGAACCGGGUGCAUGGAGUCACCUCGCGUUUCCGAGCAGACCGCCUGCCUGAAGGACAGCUCGGGCAGGUGUGCGAAGUUUGACCCAGAACAUGGACCGGGGGGGGCGGAGCAUGGUCCCUGGCACCGUUCCCGCCCUGUUCCUGCUGCGCUGCCCCUCGGUGUACGGAGUCCUGCCCACCCUGCAGGUCCCUCUUCACUUGCCGAGGAGACCCCGCCGACGCAGGCCGCACCACCCCGUGUCCAGGCCUCCACCCGCAGGGCAGGCUCCGCGUCUGUCAGAGGCCUGGCUCCCACGCCCCGCCCUGGGCUCUGCUGGCACGUCCGGCUCCUCGGGAGCGUUCCUGUCCUUCACUUCGGCGUGAAAUAAACUUCACUGUAGACA